UACAUGUACUUCCUGUUUCCGCUGCGGACACAACCAUGGUCUGUUACAUCUGCUGCUUUAAAGCUUCGUCGACUUGUCACUUGCGUUGGGACACGACAAUUAGACUUCCAAAGAAGAAUUACAGGGCAGAAAGCAUUCUGAGCUGAAAAUGGUUGUGAAUGGAGCACUUCUGAAAUUAAAUUCUGGAGCUAGAAGUUCAUACUACAUAUCUGGUACACAUAUUGACAUUGAAAUGGGUUGAUACUUGCAUUUUAACAAGGAAACAACUUUACUUUUUCCUUGAACACAUCGAGAUAUAAUUAUAAGGAUGGACAAUAUGGACAAUCACCAGUAUCCUGAAGGACAUGCUGGGGAAGAUCCCAUCACUCAUACAAUGGAUCAGUGUACUCGUUCAGACAUAGAUCAACAGGAGUCUACAAAGAGUUGCACUCAAGACAUCAGUAAAACAAUCACUAACCCUAAAAAGGAAAAGAUACCGAGGCUGAGCCCAACUUCAGCAGAGUGUCCCCCAUUAAACACAUCAAGCUUGGUGGGGGCAUCUACCAGUGUAAGUAGUACAGAACAUUUCAGUGACAGUCAUUUAGUUGGGAAUAUCAUUCCAAAUCACCACAGCCAUCCUUUCGUAAAACUUGAACCUCUUGAUUUAGAAAGUUGGGGGAAAGCAUCAUCAGAUGGAAAGAGAACAUCGAACGACCCUUCUUGGGACCAAGAGCAAUCUGCGACCUGUGAAAGAACUGAAUUUGGAUUGUUGGACAUGGAACUAAGAGAAUGCGACCAGAAGAAAGUCUUACUCAAAAUGGACAUGGAAGAAGAGAACCUUGAUGAUAAUGGACAGAGAUGUGAAAAUGAGGUAGAAAAAGACAAAGCUGAAUCCAAGUGUGAUGAAUGUGCAACACUGACCAGUUUGGACAGAGAAAACAACACCAAUUGUGGCAAAUGCGGGCGAAGCUUUGCAAUCAAGACCAAUAAACAGACACAAGAGCGAUACAAAUGUGACCAGUGUGGUAAAACGUUUUCUCAAUUCCAUGAAAUGCAAAAACAUUUGGAUAUUCAUACACAACAUCUACAAGACUCUCAAGUUGGCAAGUUCAGUUGUGAACUCUGUAAUAAGGACUACAAGUCCCGUGCUGGUCUGAGAGUUCAUAUGGAAGUCCAUCAAAAGUCAAACAAAUGUAGGAUAUGUGGCCGCUGUUAUUAUCGAAAAUCCUAUUUACUGCUACAUAUGAAAAUUCACAGUAGACCAGCAUCAGUUGGUCACUGUAAACUGUGCGAUAAAACAUUCAGAACGAAACUUGUUCUCAAGAAGCAUAUAAAUUCAAUUCAUAGCGUGCACCCAUGUGAAACUUGCGGGACGAAGUUUAUGGGGAAACGAGUGUUGGAUUUCCACAAACUUGCUCACGAGCAUGAGAACCAAUCCAGAAAAUUCUUUUGUGAUAUAUGUGGAGAUAUUUACAAAUCUGAAGACAGCUUUCGAACACAUCUUGAAAUUCACAAGGACGAGAGCAAACCAUAUGUUUGUGGUAUUUGUGGAAAAUCAAGUAAUACUGUUAAAGGAUUAGCAAAUCAUUUACUAACAGUUAAUUAUCAUACCGGAAAAUAUGGUGAUUCAAACUUUAACUGUGAUGUCUGUGGAAAGAGUUGCAAAGAUGCUGAGUAUCUUGAAAGGCACAUGAAACACCACACCAAUAAACUUUUGAAAUGUGAAAUAUGUAAUCGAGGAUUCACAAAACAAAUUAGUUUAGAGAGACAUUAUGAAUCUCACAACGUAGUAACUAUUGAACAUAAUUGUGAGAAAUGUGACCGGACCUUCCAGUCAGAAUUUGCUCUGGAAAAACAUGUUGAUUAUGUACAUACAACACAAUCAUGUGAUGUUUGCGGCAAAGAAUUUAUAAAACAGAAACUGAAACGUCACAAAGCUGAGCACGAAAAAAAAUUCCAAUGUGAAGUGUGUGGAAAAUAUUAUUCUGGAGUUGAAGGAAUAAAACUGCAUAUGCAAUUUCAUUCGAGAAAUGCCUUAGCAAUCAAGAAGUUUGCUUGUGAGGUUUGUGGUAAGAAAUACCUUUCACAAGAAGGUCUAAAGAAUCACAAAAGAGUCCAUGACAAGUCAAUCAAAUGUAGCGUAUGUAGUCGCUGUUUUUCAUUCCGUUCUGAUUUAUGGAAGCAUAUGAAAAUUCACAAUCGAUCAGAAUCUGCUGGGAAAUGUGAGCUCUGUGAGAAGACAUUCAAAACGGAACUUGUUCUCAAGAAGCAUAUAAAUUCAAUUCAUAGCGUGCACCCAUGUGAAACUUGCGGGACGAAGUUUAUGGGGAAACGAGUGUUGGAUUUCCACAAACUUGCUCACGAGCAUGAGAACCAAUCCAGAAAAUUCUUUUGUGAUAUAUGUGGAGAUAUUUACAAAUCUGAAGACAGCUUUCGAACACAUCUUGAAAUUCACAAGGACGAGAGCAAACCAUAUGUUUGUGGUAUUUGUGGAAAAUCAAGUAAUACUGUUAAAGGAUUAGCAAAUCAUUUACUAACAGUUAAUUAUCAUACCGGAAAAUAUGGUGAUUCAAACUUUAACUGUGAUGUCUGUGGAAAGAGUUGCAAAGAUGCUGAGUAUCUUGAAAGGCACAUGAAACACCACACCAAUAAACUUUUGAAAUGUGAAAUAUGCAAUCGAGGAUUCACAAAACAAAUUAGUUUAGAGAGACAUUAUGAAUCUCACAACGUAGUAACUAUUGAUCAUAAUUGUGAGAAAUGUGACCGGACCUUCCAGUCAGAAUUUGCUCUGGAAAAACAUGUUGAUUAUGUACAUACAACACAAUCAUGUGAUGUUUGCGGCAAAGAAUUUAUAAAACAGAAACUGAAACGUCACAAAGCUGAGCACGAAAAAAAAUUCCAAUGUGAAGUGUGUGGAAAAUAUUAUUCUGGAGUUGAAGGAAUAAAACUGCAUAUGCAAUUUCAUUCGAGAAAUGCCUUAGCAAUCAAGAAGUUUGCUUGUGAGGUUUGUGGUAAGAAAUACCUUUCACAAGAAGGUCUAAAGAAUCACAAAAGAGUCCAUGACAAGUCAAUCAAAUGUAGCGUAUGUAGUCGCUGUUUUUCAUUCCGUUCUGAUUUAUGGAAGCAUAUGAAAAUUCACAAUCGAUCAGAAUCUGCUGGGAAAUGUGAGCUCUGUGAGAAGACAUUCAAAACGGAAUAUUCACUCCAAAAGCAUACAACUAAGUUUCAUGUGAUGCACUCGUGUGACAUCUGUGGACAAAAUUUCCAAGGGAAAGUGUUGCUGGAAUACCACAAACUUGCUCAUGAGCACGAAAAUAGGUCACAUGACUUCUGUUGUGUUACGUGUGGAGAAAAAUACAAAACAUUUGACAGCUUUCAUACACAUCUUGAGAUUCAUAAGAACCAGGACAGUCCAUACAGAUGUGACAUUUGUGGGAGAACAUACAGAGAAUUUAUCUCUUUGAGGAGUCAUAUGAAAUUGCAGAACGUUCAUGCAGAUAAAGAUAUACAGGAAGGAUUAAAAUUUUCUUGUGAUGUGUGCGGAAAAAGCUUUAAAGAAAACCAGAUGCUUGAAAAACACGUGAAAUUUCACGUUAUGAAAAAAAGACAGUUUAGUUGCAGUAUCUGCACUCGAAGUUUUGCUCGACAAAGUACUUUAGAUAAACAUUAUAAAAAGCACAGCACAGAGACUAAAGGACAUCAGUGUGAGAAAUGUGAUGCAGUAUUCCUAACAGACUUUAAUCUGAAAAAGCAUUUAGACUUUGUACAUACAACAGAAACAUGUAAUAUUUGUGGUGAAGAAGUUUCCAAAGGUAAACUUAAAUAUCACAGGGCUAAACACGAGGAAAAACAGGAAUGUGACGUGUGUGGCAAACAUUAUUUUGGAGUUGAAGGAAUUAGAAGACAUAUGCAAUAUCAUGCAAGACUUUUAAGCGGGAUAAAGAAGUUCAGUUGUGAAGUUUGCGGUAAACAAUACCACUUACAGCUGGGCCUUAAAGAACACAUGAGGUUCCACCUGAAAUCUAUCAAAUGUAAAAUUUGUGGGCGUUGCUUUUCACAUCAAAGUUCUUUAAAGAAGCACAUGAUAAUUCACACCAGACCAGCAUCGAUUGGAAAAUGUGAAACUUGUGGCAGGACCUUCCAAACAGAAGGUGUUCUUCAAAGACAUAUCAAGAGUUUCCAUGUCACGAAAUCGUGUGAGAUUUGUGGUUUGAAGUUUAAAGAAAAACCACAGAAACAUAUUGAUAGGCACCAUACCUCAUAUGUAUGUGAUAUUUGUGGCAUUAAAAUUGAUGGAAAUGUUUUGUUAGAGUGCCAUAAGCUGGCUCACGUCUAUGAAAAGGGUUCAUUUGACUUUCAGUGUUACGAAUGUGAAAAAAGUUACAAAACUUCUGACAAGCUACGUAAACACGUGGACAUCCAUACGAAAAACGAAGAAGGGUCUGGUCGUUUCGGAUGCGAGAUAUGUGGGAAAAGGUUUGCUUCAUUGUAUAAUUUAUCGUCUCAUGUAAAUAACCACAGGAAAGAAAUUGGCCAUUAUUGCAAAAUUUGUGGCAAGAGUUUUAAAGAAGCUGAUGAAGAGCACAACUGUCUGUCUGAGAAGAUUACGAAAUAUAUAUGUGAAGUGUGUGGGCGCAGUUUCCGGGAUGAAUUUGGUUUAAACAGGCACAAGAAAGUACAUGGCAGUGUUGACUUCAAAUGCGAACAAUGCAAUUGGUUGUUCUUGACAGAAAAAAAACUUCAGACCCAUAUAGACAGAGUACAUAAGCUAGCACCUUGUGAUAUUUGUGGUCAAGAAUUGACCUACCAGGAAUUGCCUCUUCACAAAAGAAAAAUGCACACCCAAGACUACAUUUGUGACAUAUGUGGACAUAAAUGUUCAGGUCUGUCAAAGCUGAAAACACAUUUAGAAACCCACUCGACAAAAGAAGCAAAAUCUUUUUGCUGUGAUAUUUGUUGUAAAACCCUCAAUACUGCGGCAGGACUACGAAUUCACAAGGCUAUUCAUACUGGAGCUCAGAAAAAUAAAAAGACAUUGAUCUGUGAUAUAUGUGGAAAAGGUUUUGCAGAAAGAAAAACUUUGUUUAAUCACAAGCUCACUCACAAACCUAAAUCACUUCAGUGCAAUAAAUGUUGUAAAAUGUUUGCAACUAGAAAUUCACUACUCAACCAUGUGAAAUGCAGGAGAGAGUGUCAAACUUGUGGAAAGAUAUUUGUUGAUACACGAUUAUUUAAACAACAUGUUGAGCUUCAUGAUGGUGCUGAGGAGGUGGAUGGAAAUGUAUCCUUCAAUCAAAGCCCUUGCUCUGAAAGAUCCAGUCCGAGGACAGGUCGCAGUACUGGUCGUUCAGACAAAAUGCACAGGCAGAGAGGUCCUGGAAAAAAAAUCACAGAUUAUCCUUACAAAUGUAGAAUGUGUAGAAGAAGUUUUCAGAGUAAGAUCAACAUGGAAAAUCAUACAACAAGGCACCAUAACAAAUUAAAUGUAAAACAGUUCAAGUGCGAGAUGUGUUUUAAAAUAUUUACAUCCAAACGUGCAUUGAAGGCUCAUGAUAGAGUUGUGCAUGCUAAACAAAGUUUUGAUGUCAGUGGGACAAAAUGCACAGCUACAGAUCUGAAGAAACAUACAAGCACACACAAAGAGCAAGAAAAGGGCCAGGUGUCCAGUAGAGAAAGUGUGGAAUCAAUUGAUAAUGAAAAUAGUAUUGAUGACAAGGAAGUCAAGAGGCCUAAAGGUCAAAGAGGACACAUGCGUGAGUCGAUGGUUCCUUUCCUGACACCUAGGGUAAUCAGUGAAGAUUCAAUGCUGCUGUCUAAAAGGGAGACAAUGGAUUUACCUCCAGAAAAAAACCAAGCAGUCAACGAUGAUAAGAAGUUCUUGAGUAUGGUCAUUCGAAAAUCUGUUGAUGACCUUGAUGUCCAUACGCUCAAGCGUGGACAAUAUUUGAAGGUUGUCACAAAGAUUAAAGAACUUGUUUUGAACAAGAAUCCUGCUACUUUCACAGAAAAAUUUGAAAUUCUGAUAUUUAGAAUUACAUUCUUUUGUUAUAGAUUAAAGAACUUGUUUUGAACAAGAA
Messenger RNA from Mizuhopecten yessoensis (Yesso scallop), 6056 nucleotides. Its product is annotated as zinc finger protein 91-like. Gene Ontology annotation, molecular function: DNA-binding transcription factor activity, RNA polymerase II-specific; RNA polymerase II transcription regulatory region sequence-specific DNA binding; zinc ion binding. Gene Ontology annotation, cellular component: nucleus. The coding region runs from base 308 to 6049 and encodes 1913 amino acids. NCBI's taxonomy places the organism in Eukaryota, Metazoa, Mollusca, Bivalvia, Pectinida, Pectinidae. The transcript has 5 exons. Gene Ontology annotation, biological process: regulation of transcription by RNA polymerase II. The record is from RefSeq and is a predicted model, not a curated record.